Neodiprion virginianus is the source of this 4946-nucleotide messenger RNA. Its product is annotated as UDP-glucosyltransferase 2-like. The record is from RefSeq and is a predicted model, not a curated record. Gene Ontology annotation, molecular function: UDP-glycosyltransferase activity. The transcript has 5 exons. Bases 1108 to 2697 code for a protein of 529 amino acids. NCBI's taxonomy places the organism in Eukaryota, Metazoa, Arthropoda, Insecta, Hymenoptera, Diprionidae.
AAAUAGAAUCAUUUCCUGAAAGAAGUUUUGCUGCUUUCUGCGCUUCUCCGGAAAAAUUCGCUCAGAUUUGUGUAUCCAUGAAAGUUGCAAAUCCGGAUGAAUUACUGUGCUCUUUACCAAGCAACGUUAUAACUCGUCUAUGGAUUCCUGGGUUGGCUAGCCUCGGCAAGUAUUGCGAGAAACAACAACUCUAUCUGAAUCCUAUUUAUCCAUUAAAUAUCUAUUUAUAGGGCAUAGAAACUCAAGAGCAUUUAUGACAUACGGCCUCAUACUAGGAGUUCAAGCAGCAAUUUAUUGCGGGUUUCAGAUUAUUGGAGUACCUCUUUUCACUGACCUGUAUCAAAAUACGAAAAGUUACACGCAAUUGAAUUUGGUAGUAUCUGUAGAUCAUCAACGAAUGACAGAGGAGAAUCUGGAUGCUGCUUUCACAGCAGUAUUACAGUAUUGCUAGAAUAAUACAAACGAAUUGUACCAUGGAGAAGAAGUGCACAAUGUUGAAACGGUUCUUGAUCGCGGUUGCAGUGGAAUGUACAAACAUCCGACCGCGUUUAGUUAUAGAAUUUACGCUCGCGUGUAAAACGAUUAGGAUUCGUACCAAAUAUAUCACAGAUAAUCGAUACGUAGAUUAUUUCAGGAAUGAAUACAAUGACUUCGGUAAUGACGAAAGAAAAUGCAUAUCCAACGUGAAAUAGUACCUCUUCAUUUCAGUGCAAAUUUAAAUAUCCUGCGAGGCAAGUCUGCAAUGACAAGUAGGCUAAGUGUGGGUUCAGUUUUCAGGUAGACAUCGUGCGUUGUAUACUCCCCUCCAACCUGACGAGAGUGACUGUAUUUACGAUAAGGCUUUUGCACAGCUACCAGACACUGUCAAUUCCUCAGUUCAGUGGGCACUCUUAUGUCACCGAAGCCAGUGGAAUCAUCCGUGAAGACAUGACCAUUUAAACUUUCAUCUUGAUACGGAGUCUGCGUGAGUGAAUUGUCGUCCGUACAAGUGUUUAUGAAUAAUUCCAGUUCGUGGUGAAAGAGAACCGCUGUGGGUCGAAUGAACCUUGAAGAACUGGCGAAAGUUCAGUUUACCUACGUAAUAUUAAACUUCGCGAGGUAGACAAGAUGAGACCGCUGAGUUGUAUCCUUUUUUUCGCGGUAACGUCCGUCGUAUUGCUCAGCGACGCCUAUCGAAUUUUGGGCAUAUUUCCAUUCAACGGAAUGAGCCACUUUGUCAUGUUUGAACGGCUUAUGAAAGGGCUCGCUGAACAUGGCCACCAAGUGGAUGUAGUGAGCCAUUUUCCACUCAAGAAACCUUUUCCCAAUUACACCGAUGUCGUAAGCCUCGCGGGCACAAAGCCCAAUUUAGUGAACAAUAUGAAGGUGCAAAUCGGCAAAAGCGACGAAAAACUACCUUCGGCAGCUGUUUUCUUCGCUUCCGUAUUUGGGAUUGAAUUGUGCAAAUUAAUGGAACAUCCAGAAUUUCAAAAACUUAUCAAGAAUCCACCGACGAAUCCUCCAUACGAUUUGUUGAUCACUGAAAUAUUCGGUGCCAACUGUUACUUGGCAAUUGGUCAACACCUCAAGGUUCCCGUAGUGGGUGUAGUAGCAGCGGCUAUGCUACCAUGGGCAAACGAAAUAGUCGCGAAUCCUGACAAUACAGCCUAUAUACCAAACUCAUUUUCCGAUUUCGAUGAGAAGAUGAACUUUUGGCAGCGAACCCAGAACACGCUGUCUAAUAUUUGGUCGAAAUGGCAGUUCAAUCGAAUCAGCGAAGGACAGAACGAGGUUAUAAAAAAGUACAUCGGUCCCCAUGCACCAACUGUCAGAGAGGCGGAGAAGAACGUCUCGUUGAUUCUGGCGAAUUCGCACUACAGCCUCAACGGUGUGAGGCCAUUUACUACGGCUGUUGUCGAAGUUGGGGGAGUUCACAUCGACGAAACGGAAGCGACGUUUACGAACGAUCUACUGCAGAAGUUCUUAGAUGACAGCAGCGAUGGCUUCGUAUACGUGUCUUUUGGAUCCAUGGUGAAAAUAGAAUCCCUACCGAAGGAAAUUCUCGCCAACAUGUACGCGUCAUUUGCUAAGUUGGCACCCGUUAGAGUGCUAAUGAAAAUUGCAAACCCGGAAGAACUACCACCUGGACUGUCAUCCAACGUUCUCACUCUUUCAUGGAUUCCCCAAUUGGCUGUUCUUCAGCACAAAAAUACGCGGGCAUUCGUGACGCACGGUGGUCUGAUGGGAACGCAGGAGGCGAUUUACUACGGGGUUCCUAUGAUCGGCAUACCUCUUUACGGGGACCAAAUUCAGAACAUCAGAGCCUACGCGAAGAUGGGUAUAGCGGUGCACAUAAAUAACGAGGAAAUAACCGAAGAGAACUUGGACGCUGCCUUUCGCGCGGUGCUUAAUGAUCCGUCUUACGUGAAUGCAGUGAAGAGAAUGUCGGAACGAUUUCGAGACCGGCCGAUGAGUCCAUUGGAUACAGCCAUUUUCUGGGUAGAACACGUGGUCAGACACGGAGGGAGCAACCUUAGGUCACCAGCAAUGGAUUUAACUUGGUGGCAAAUUGAAUUGAUCGAUGUUUACUCGUUUUUACUUUUUUCAAUAAUAUUAGCCCUGUACAUAAUUGUGGCUAUAGUGAAGAAAGUCAAGAGCCUAUUUUAUCCCGGUGAUGCAAAAUGCGAGGUCACAUCUCGCGAUAAAAAAGUUAAAUAAAAUAUCCACUUUUACACAGCUUAAUUUCUAUUUGCAUAGCCUUGGAUGCGAUCAACUUUCUGUGAUAAAAUUGAAUCGUACUCUUCCGAAUCACGUAAUGUUCUGUCAAAUACCCUCCGGAAAAUUUCAUUUAAACAUGAAUCUCUCACACAAUAUCGUAUUUACCGCAACCGCGAGCCAAUGUUAAUUAGUUUCAUUGAAAGCCAUUAACUGACCAACGAAGUUUCGUUCGAUCAAAUGAAAUCUCUAAUAUAUUCAUAUUUGAAUACACUUUUUUUCUGGGUCUACAAAAUCAACAUUUUUACGAAACAAAAUGUAAUCAGCAUGCAUAUUCAGGUUCCGGGAUGAAGUUACUGCAAAACUUACCACUACACAAAUAAAACUAGUUUUAAAUAAAUUGAACAAACCAAUUCACGAUUCACGUAUUUUUGUGAACGUAGGGGACAUACCGUUUCAAUUUCAUUAUUUCCAAAAAUACAAUUUGAUUGGAAUGAAUAACCUUGUAUUUCUCAACAAGUUCUAAAUUAUACGAGAAACACACCGUGGAAAGCCUGGUUUUAUAUUCAGAUGUUGACAAAUUUAAUAUACUGCUCGUUAUACAUAUUAUGGGCUGCGUUACCGAGGAAGAUCAUAUAAUUUUUGUGUAAUGUCACGACUUGUGUGAUUUACUAAAUGACCGACAAUGCAGGAGUUUUGUUAUAAAUCUCCACGAUUGUACGGGUGGGCGAUGAACCGAUAUUAUAAAACAUAAAUAUUGCUGUUCGUUGAUACUUUUAUGAAAUUAAAUUUUGGUUACAUAUCAAUUGGAAAAAUGUUUACGGAAAAUUCUUGGGGAUAUAAUGUAUCGGCGUAACUUGAGACGCCCGAAACAUAUCAGGCCUCUCGGUAUAAACUUACGUCAUUUUUAAUUUUACUUUAUUGUCAUGGGGAAUUCAUAGCUCCGGCGAGUUAAUCGAUGGCCACUAACAAUAAGCUGGAAAUAAUCCAUGCAUCGAUUGAUUGAGUACAGAAAAAAAAAAAUAAUCGAACAUGAUUCGAUUAAAUCGGUUUCUUAAACCGAUAAACCAAAAUUUCAUAAAUUUCAGCACGUAGUCUCAAUGGCGGAAAGAUUUUGUUAUAAUUUAUAAAUUCAUUUAAAAUAUUUUUCAAUUUCAGAUAAAAAAUUCAUUCAUCUGUUACUUACUAUAUGAAAUAGGUACUUAGUAAAAAAGACAAUGAUAAUAAUUGAUACUUUAAUCUUAUAAAUUGAUAUUGCAUUGCGUCAUUCAUGGAAGUAAAAAAUGAAAACCGACCGUCAGAAAAAAUAAUCAAGUCCGUCGAAAAUCGCUUAUUUUUGGUCAUUCUUACCGGCGAACGUGAUGUGACUUCUGGCACACUAGGGAUUAGAAAAGUUAAUCCUAGAAUGCAUCUUCACUGCGUCGGCUUACAGGAAGAAGUAUUAUCACGAUUCUAGAAAAAAAAUGUUGUCUUGACGACACGUAGAAGCAUUGAAUAAGUAGAUCCUAGAUUGAUCAACAGCGAUACAGUCGAAAACCGACACGGGAAAAAUGCAUACAAACUUCCUAAACGUCUGUGUGGAAGGCAAAUUUAUGUAGAUUAGGUAGAAUAGGGUAAACAGAGUGAGAAAAUGUUAGAGAAUCACUAAUAAAAAAGAAUCCAAGCCAUAAGGCAUAGCAAGUAUGCCGCAAAUAACUGCAGAAAAUGCGAGCUGUCGAAACUCGCGACCGGAAAAUAACUCACCGAUGGCUCUGGCCAAACAAAUGAGGAAACAGUCAGCCGAGGUGGUUCACGUUUCAACAGCAAAUUCGUUUUUGCGUCGGAUCAAAGCACUGGAUCGGAGAUUUAUUCUCCGCAUGCUCGCGUUUUCUGCACAUUCUUUGAAAUAUUACACUGCGUGACACGAUAUCGGUACCUGUAAAACAGAUACGUAUAAAUAAUAGAUUGCUAUUAGUGACAGUAUGUUUCUAUCGCAUCUUGUUUUUGAGGUGCCUGCCAAGAACUUUUUUAAUGACCCUAAUUUUACGCAUACAGUAGAACCCCGAUUAACCGGGCCGCUUCGGGACCGAAGCAUCCACGGAUAAGUGAAAUCACGGUUAAUCCGAAUUAUAAGUAAUUUCCGAUCGAUCCUCGGGUCGUGUCACAAUUAUGAUUAUUGGUAACUGUAACUAAAAAAUAGUACGUGUUAGAAAAAAAUAUAUACAUAUUCUAAUUAAACGAUAAGUUUGAAAGAAUAAACAGGAAAUCUCGAA